Messenger RNA from Impatiens glandulifera, 2262 nucleotides. Its product is annotated as F-box/kelch-repeat protein At1g26930-like. Gene Ontology annotation, molecular function: protein binding. Gene Ontology annotation, cellular component: nucleus. The transcript is spliced from 2 exons. The coding region runs from base 416 to 1966 and encodes 516 amino acids. NCBI's taxonomy places the organism in Eukaryota, Viridiplantae, Streptophyta, Magnoliopsida, Ericales, Balsaminaceae. The record is from RefSeq and is a predicted model, not a curated record.
UAAUUAAUUACGCGUAAAGGAGAGAGAAAGAGAGAGAGAGAAAACAGCCUUCUUCUCGUGCCUUAAGAUUUUGCCUUGAAAGCCUCUGUUGUGAUUUGCGGAGGAUUCCAAAAGGAGUCUUCACUGGCAUGAAGGCCAAGGACUGAAAAACCUUCAUAUAUAUACAUAUAUAUAUAUGUAUGUAUAGAUAGAUACAUAGAUAGAUAUAACGAAUGUAUAGUAGAUACAGAUACAGAGAAAUUUACUGACAGGAGCAGCUUAGCGGAGGAAGAUUGAUGCUCGCAUAGUUCAAUCCAAUCUAUCGGUUUUCCAGCUGCUGAAACUGCUAUUUGAAGAAGGAGACUGCUUUCAUUGUAGACAUUAAUUAGUAAUCUCUAAUUGGCUUAAUUUCCCCCUUGGCUGUGUAGCUUUAGACAUGUUGGAAGAUCGCCCUUGUCAGGUUACGAGAGGUUAUUUAAAAAAUUGUGGACGAAAACACUGCUGGGAUUGCCUGAAGUGCCAGCGUAUUAAGAUUGAAGAACUGAAUGGAAAACAGCCCUUAGCCAUUGAUGUUGUGGAAGAAGAACAUGGUGCUAAUAACUUGCCUUUGCAAUUGGAGGGUGACCUGUCUAUGCCUCCUGUUCAUCAAUCUGAUGACCAGCAGCAAGCUGUGAAUGACCCUGAUUUUGAUCAUGAGGAAGAUGAAGAUAUGGAAUCAGAUGUUCUAUCUGAUAAUCAGCAUCAAACUGAGAGUGACCUCGAUCUGGAUCUUGAGGAAGAUGAAUUGAAUUUAUUGCAUAACCUAAUGGAGAAUGACCUGUCUUUGGCACCAGUUAUUGAUGUUGAGAAAUAUGACCAGGGUGGUAACAAGAUGCUUAAGCUAUCCGAGAAUGACAGGUCUAUGCGUGCAUCUGAUCAAUCUGAUGACCCAAAUAUGGAUGCACUUAUACAUGGUAUAGGGAGGGAUAAUUCCAUAAGUUGUCUAUUACGAUCCUCGAGAUCAGAUUACGGGUCUAUUGCAGCUGUAAGUAAGGCCUUCAAUAGUUUAGUGAAGAAUGGUGAACUGUAUAGGCUUAGGCGCCAGAUUGGUAUGGUUGAACAUUGGGUCUAUAUCUGUUGUGACCUUCCUGAGUGGGAAGCUUUUGAUCCAAAUCUAUGUCGUUGGAUGCAUUUGCCCCCAAUGACUGCUUACGAGUACUUCUCUUAUGGCGAUAAAGAAUCAUUGGCUGUCGGAUCUCAACUGCUUGUAUUCGGAAAGGAGUACUUGUCAAAUAUUAUACACAAGUAUAGUCUGUUAACAAACUCAUGGUCGACUGGAAUGAGCAUGAAUUUCCCAAGAUGUCUGUUUGGUUCAGCAAGCAUGGGUGAGAUGGCAAUUCUAGCUGGAGGCUGUGAUUCUGGGGGUGCGAUUCUCAACAAUGCGGAGAUGUACAAUGCGGAGACUGGAAUCUGGAAGCCUCUCCCAAACAUGAACAAGAAACGGAAAAUGUGUUCUGGUGUGUUCAUGGAUGGGAAGUUCUAUGUGAUUGGUGGAAUCGGAGUGACUAGUUUGAUCCCCCUGAGUUGUGGUGAAGAGUUUGAUCUAGAAACCGAAACAUGGACUGAGAUUCCAGACAUGUCUCCUGUAAGGAUAAGCUAUGUGCCUCAAGUUUCCGAGGCACCUCCUUUGGUUGCGGUUGUGGACAAUGAAUUAUACGCAGCUGAUCAUGCAGCCAUGGUGGUGAGAAAAUAUGUGAAGAACAGUAGAGAAUGGAUUAGUUUAGGAAAAUUGCCCGAGAGAGCUUCUUCUGUGAGUGGUUGGGGAUUGGCAUUUCGGGCUUGUGGAAACCGAUUGAUUUGUAUUGGUGGACCUAGAUCAGCUCUUGGGGGUGGAUUCGUUGAAGUUAACUCAUGGAAGCCUAGUGAAGGUGGUCCUCCAAGGUGGAAUUUGCUUAGCAGGAAACAAUCUCCUUCCUUUGUCUAUAACUGUGCAGUUAUGGGUUGCUGAUCAAAAAGGGACUGGGUAACUUCAUAAUUCAUUUUACUUAUCUUUUCUUUCUUCUUUCUAAUCUUAACUUUACUCAACAAGAAGCCUCUUGGUUUAUUAUACUUUCAAAACUUUUUUUCCCUUAUUUUUUUAACCAUUGAAUUCAUUCUCCUUCUCCCUAUUUCAACUUACAUGAGGAUUUAAAAAGGAUAUAGUUAAUAACUGAUUGAUUUUGGAUAGUGGGUUUUUAGAAAUUAAGUUUUUUGACUAAUUUAUUUGAUAAAUAUUGAUUUUGGUCUCUCUUUUAGUUUUCUUGG